ACCGCGCCAAGCUGCUGCUGACGGAGAGAGGCGGGAGGCGCGAGCCGCCGUCGGCUUUCAAACCCACCCCCCAACCGCCGCUUCUCCUCACACCCCCUUUUAACCUCAGCCCCUGAAAUCACUCCGUACAAUGGCUGACACCAGGAUCUCUGCCAAACUGCCCCCUCACAUCGACCCCACCAAAGCGCCCAUCGCCUUCGGGGACCGGGCUCUGCCCAAGCUGAACCGGGAGCUGGCCGACCCCGAGCUGCUGACCAGGCAGCGGGCGCUCAUGGCCCUCUGCGACCUCCUCCACGACCCCGAGUUAGCCUACAAGGCCAUAGAGAUCGGCUGCUUAAAGAAUCUGAAAACUCUGCUGGAAGAUGAAGACAGUACUGUCCGUCACAAGACCACAGAAAUUCUCUAUGUUUUGGUCACACAUAGUAUUGGCAGGUUUGCAUUUCUCAAACAUGAUGUAAUUCAGCCACUCUCUAAGCUGCUUGAUGACCCUCAGCCAAUUUGCCGUAAAUAUAUGCAUAUGGCUCUGGAAAUGUUAUCUGAGAUCCCUACAGGUGCUGCCGGCAUAGUGGACGCUGGCCUGAUCCCCCCACUGAUUGAGAAGCUACGCACUGAGCUUGACGAGAUACAGGAGCUGAUCUUACAGACGCUGCACUUCUGUUUGCUCAUUAACACAGAGGAGGCUCUGGGGGCUGACGCUGUGGUGGUGUUGAAAGAAAAGCUAGAUCACAGAUCUGUUUCUAUCAGAAGCAAAGCCACGCGAGCUAUCAUGGAUAUCAGUGUCCCCUUGGAAGGAAAAAACAAAGUGUGUGAAGAGAAGGUGAUCCCGUUGCUGGUGAAGCUUCUGAAGGACCGGGAGACAGAGGUCAGGGCUAAAGCGGCAGGAGCCCUGAUGUUUGCUGCUAUCACCACACAGGGUAAAUACGCAGCUCUGGAAGCUGACGUCAUCAAACCUCUGCUUGUCCUGGUGAACGAUGAAAGCAGCGAGGUGAGGCUGAACGCCAUCAAAACCAUCACCACGGUGUCUGAAGCACCUGAGGGGAGGAAAGUGCUGCUGGAUCAUGUGGAUUGGAUCGAGGACAGGAGCGAGGACCCCAGCGAGGCUGUCAGAAAGGCGGUCAAGAUCGCCAUCGAUAUCAUCACCUGGAAGCCUUAGAACGUACCAUUGAUCACAAAAUCUGCCCUCCCAGUCUCGAUCACCUCAUUCUCUAUCCUUUUGUUUCUAUCUUUCCUCUCUUUAACUUUCCUUCUAUUUAAUUACUUGCUGUUUUCAAUCCUGUGCCUUCACACCCAACCCCAUUUCUACCAGCUCACGUUCUUGCUUCUUUAUGCCGUGUAAUUUUCCCCAUGUGUUUCCCUAUUUAAAAGGUGUCUUUUCCCAUUUUGUUUACUUGGUUCACUUCCCAUUCCAUCCUCCAGAGCACUGUAAUCUCUGCUUUCUUGAAGCUAAUUAUCUCAUUGCCAUUUAAGAUGUGUUAAUCAUUGCCAAUCUAGAUUUAAGCCACCAUUACAUAGAAUAUUAAGGCGCGGAAUGCCUUGCCAUUCAGCCCAACUGCAGUCAUCUGUGCAAGUCUUUAUCCUCCACAUGAGCCUCUGCCUCUAAACCCCUCAUGUACACAUUGAUGUUCCUCUUUCAUAUGUUGAUCCUUUUUGCUUCAACCACAGAUUCCAACUAUAGUUGCACAUUCUCACCACCCUCGGCAUAAAGUCCUUCCUCCUAAACUCCCUUUUCAAUCAGAUACCAUGGUAUUUACAUCUCUCAUUUCAAACUCACCAACAAAUGGAGACAGACUACAGCCUAUUAACAUUCAACAAUUGGUUAAACUUUUUUUUAUCCACAUAUUCCAUUCUCUUGUAUCCCCUGCUAUUCUGCUCAUCUUUUUUGCUCCCAAGAUCCCAAUUUUAAGAGUUCCUUUUGUGUCUUCCAAUUCCCCCAUCGCUUUGUCUCUCAGUUUCUCAUUCCCUGUGAUUCCUUUCAUUCUUUCUCUCUCAUCCCUUUCUAACUCUGUCUCCUCUUUGUCUCUCUUUUACUGCUUUCCUUUAUUCUGUGUUGAAUGUUAGCUUUUAAGUUAGCCCAUUGCAGUGUAAUACAUGGUAAAUGUACCUUACAUUUGUGAAGCAAUUUGGCUUCUCAUUGGGUUUAACACAGCUUGUUAGGUGGAAAUAAAUGAUGUAGCACCCAGGACUGGUAUGGCCACGAACUGUGUAAUUUCUUUAAUUAAUUAAUUAAUUAAUUAAU
This is a messenger RNA of Callorhinchus milii (elephant shark), 2236 nucleotides long. RefSeq names its product radial spoke head 14 homolog (gene rsph14). Gene Ontology annotation, molecular function: protein binding. The record is from RefSeq and is a predicted model, not a curated record. NCBI's taxonomy places the organism in Eukaryota, Metazoa, Chordata, Chondrichthyes, Chimaeriformes, Callorhinchidae.